Molecule: messenger RNA, 2797 nt
Organism: Pollicipes pollicipes
Lineage: Eukaryota; Metazoa; Arthropoda; Thecostraca; Pollicipedomorpha; Pollicipedidae
Product: homeobox protein Hox-A7
Exons: 3
Coding region: 228-1085 (285 amino acids)
Biological process (GO): regulation of transcription by RNA polymerase II; anterior/posterior pattern specification
Cellular component (GO): nucleus
Molecular function (GO): RNA polymerase II cis-regulatory region sequence-specific DNA binding; DNA-binding transcription factor activity, RNA polymerase II-specific
Source: RefSeq, a predicted model, not a curated record
AAGUGAUAGUAACCCUUUUGUAAUUGUUUAUUGUUUGUCGGUGCGGUUUGGUUGUUUUGCGUGUGGGUUUGUGACACGGCACGUUGAUGUGAGACAACUAUGGACGAGAUCCCUUGGAGGUGUCGGACGAGGUGGGAAAUCAGCAAGCUGGAGCGCCUCAUUGAGUGAUCCGCAGCGACUUUGUGUUUUGUAGUGCUACAGUCGUCUACGUCGUGCCAGGACACACCAUGCCCAACACAACCUACACCAACAACAACUACCAGCUGCCGGCGGCGUCGCAGGACAUGGCCGCGCCCGAGUACGCGGCGCACGCGCAAGCCCAGGUGGCGGCGCCGCACUGCGACCCGGGCGCGGUGCGCGGCUACUACCAGCCGAUGGAGCCGCCGCCGCCGCACCAAGUGCCCGGCCACAUGCACCCGGCCGCCGUCGACCCCAGCCAGCACCGGCCCGACAUGUACCGCGGCUACGAGAGGCCCAUGCACAUGCGCGCCAACGGCAACCACCAGCAGUACUACCCGCAGCCGCAGAUGGAGAUGCCCGAGGCCGGCUACGACAACGGCAUGGAGCAGUACCGCACGCACUCGCCCAGCCAGUACCCGGGCACGCGCUACAUGCCGUGCAAGAUGCAGGAGGGCAUGAACGGCGCCGUGCCCAACGGCAUACCGGACGCGCAGUACAUGCAGACGCAGGCGGAGCCGGCCGGCGAGAUGGCGGCCGGCGGCCAGCAGGUCAUGUACGCCAACGGACAGCCGCCGCCGGCCGGGCCGCAGGGCCAGCAGAGCGGCGCAGGCUCGCCCAACGUUCUCUUCCCCUGGAUGAGGACUCAGUUCGACCGGAAACGGGGACGGCAAACAUACACGAGGUACCAGACCCUGGAGCUGGAGAAGGAGUUCCACUUCAACCGCUACCUGACGCGCCGGCGGCGGAUAGAGAUCGCGCACGCGCUCUGCCUCACCGAGCGGCAAAUCAAGAUCUGGUUCCAGAACCGGCGCAUGAAGUGGAAAAAGGAGAACAAGAGCCAGGACAGUUCUGUGAAGGGUGGUGGCGCGCGCUCCGAGACGGAAACGUCGCCCGGGGACCCUUAGUGCGCCGCCGUCGCGUCGUCAUCCGUUAGUCCUUAUUUAUUUAUUGUUGGAGGACGUUGUGCGCGCGCGCGCGUGCGCGAGCGCCCGUGAGCCGGCGCAGGACUCAGUGAUACUCGACUCUUCAUUUGUAUGCGUGUCGGCCGCGGCCGGAGUGAGCUCAACGGCCCGGAUUUAUGGCCGCCGGCGGUGCGGCGCCGGCGCCGGCGGGCCACCAGAGCGUCGUCCGGCCCCCCGUCUGCACGCUCCGCACGGCGGCUGGUGGCAUGCACGGUGCACACACACAUAUACACAGACACAGACCGACACACAAACACACGAGGCAGCACACGUACACGCCCGGUUGCAGUCCUGCAGCCCUCCGCUGAGGGCUAAAGUCACCCGAAAUCUUUUGUAUAGACGCCAAACGCAAAGCAUCUGCAUUUUAUAUAGGGAGAGCUCUGAGUUGCCCACCUUGCGAUGACCCUUUAGGUUUGGUUGACCCCGCCUCGGCCUGGCUGAGGCGGCCUUGACCUGACCUGCCUUUGACAAGCGGCGGCGACUCCUGACGAGGGGAAGCGUCGGCCGACCAUGUGUAGGACAUGCAGUAUUUGUAGGCUAAACCUAUGUCUGAGACGUGUGUGUGAUCGUGCUUCGGCGUUUUUUUGUACGAAAAAAAUACGUAACACGCGAGACCGCUUAGCGUGGACUGAAACGAAAUACGUAAUUUACCUAAAGUAUACGUAAAGUUUCCAUCCUAACAUUGUAGUGUGUAAGGAAAUGAGACUGGCAACUGACGCAUCAUUCAUUGUUGAAUAGGAUAUCACCUAUACUUUUGGUCAUUUUCUUUUCACUUGUUUUCAUUGAGAAAGCGUGAUCCUAAGUUGCAGAAUGUUUAUUAUUAGCAUGCUGUGCACACAAUCAAAAGGCGUUUUGUCCAAAGUUGACUACAUUGUCCAGCGGUUCUAUAGUGAUUUAGCCGUUAUUUUUUGUGCUCGUCGGUCGCUGCGUUGUGCAAUUUCCUGCUUUUGCAUCGGGACCCCGAAGGCCCCUGGCGCCUGGAAUACGUAAUCAAGUGCUAUGUGCGUCGUCACUGUAAAUACGGUGUACCGAUAAGUGGUAAACAGACUAAGUUGUGUAGAUCACAGCGAUUCAGCACACCCGCUCAUCGGUAGAAUUCAGUCAGGCAACUUUAAUUCGAAAGAAUGAUCUCGAAAAAGUUUGAUGAUUGUACUUAUGAGUUGUCAGCGGGGCGAGCGUUCUCAAGCGGGGCGUGUCUGCGGCUCACCAGCAACUUCAAUACGUAACGCGGAUACCUUUUGGCGCGGUGUGGUCGUUUUACAGUGAGCACGUUCUGGACCUACGUUGUACGUAACAGUUAGUACAAGACGCUGUAGGCAACAAGCCCUCCUGGUAACUCUAGCCCCUCCCCGACUCUGUAGUGACGCCGCUGUCGUGUUGUGGUCCAUAUAUUUUCAACACCGGGAGUGCAUGAAACGAUGUGGAAAUUUGUGUUAGUGGACUUAUCAAUGUCUCUCUCCCUCUCUCUUUAUCCCGUCUAUCUCGUGUCCGUGCUUUAUUUUUCAAGUGACUGUUCGCGUGCAGGGCAGAACAUGUCUGUAAUCGAACCGUUUGGUUUUAAGGUUCCGCAGCAUUGAGAAGCGUCUCAAGAAUAGCUUCACGGUUAUCAUUAAUUUGUAGUGUGCCACAACCUCUGUGUACAUAGCCUUCAUUCU